UAUGUUUGGCUUUUUGUGCAGAAUGAAGAACCCGGAUGAAUACAAGUGCAGUAUGUUGAAUUACAUUUGAGAGACAUGAAAAUGCCAGCAGAGGAGAGUGAGGCCAAGGCAAAGACCAAGGUCCGCUUUGAAGAAAUAUUCAGGAGCCAUGUUGGCCUAACAGAUAAAAAGAAAUUAAAAGAGAAGCAACAAAGUAUUCCAGAUAAUAUUGUGCUUGAGACAUUCAAAAACCAUCUUGAUCCUUCCAAAGAAAAUGAUGAGAUAAUUAUAAACAACACUUAUAACCCAGAGGAAAGAAGCCUGCACAAGCUUGGAAGCAAAGCCCCAGUUGCCGUAAAAAUAAAUGAUAAUGUUGUUAGUGGAGAGAAUAUCAAGCAAACAAAGACGAACAAGAAGAAGAAGGCAGCAUUACAAAAACAACUUAAUGAGGAGGAAACGUUAUCUGAAAUGAAAUUGGAUGGUUUUGAAAAAGAGCUUCAUGUUUUUUCAAAGAAAAAAACCAAAAGUAUAUUACAGGCAGAUGCACUUCAUCAAAAAGGGGACAGCAACAUAAAAGGUGCCUUGAAUGGAGUGAGAGAUAUGUCUGAGUUAGAUGAGGAAGAGCAGCUAAUCCAAGUUUAUGAGCAGCAAGUGGCUGAAGAGGAAGCAAAUGCAAUUAAGAAGAAAAUAAAAAAGAAACUUAAAGAACAGAUGUCUGAAUUCACCUCCAAUGUUCAAAGCCAUGAAGUAACACUGAACAAUGAAAUGAGUAAAAAGAAGAAAAAGAAAAAAGAAUUCCCAGUUUUAUCAGCAGCUCACUCAAGUGUCAUGACCCUAUCUGAACUGCAGAGAUUUCCAGAAGAGGAAAGUAGCAGCAAAAAGAGUUCAUUGGAGAGACCACUCAUAUCAAAGUCUGCAGAAGAUGCAUUAAUAGAGACACCACACUGGGAGGAAGAUGCUGAAAAACCAAAAUCUAAAGGGAAAAAAGUAAAAAGAAAAUCCAAAAAAGCACUUGAAGAAGAUGCUGAGCAACCAGGCGAAAGUACGUCAUAUGUUGCUUCUAGUGUUUCAACAGAACCAAAACCAAUUUUUGAUGACAGCCUCGUUUUAGGUGUUUACAUCCACCGAACCGAUCGGCUUAAAACUGAUCUCAUGGUGUCACAUCCCAUGGUUAAGAUUCACGUGAUUGAUCAGAACACUGGUCUGUAUGUCAAGAAAGAGAAUAGCAGCCGACCUGUUUCUUCUUUCUAUGAACAAGAAAAAGUAGGACACAUUCUUCCUAUUAUGACCCAACCUUAUGAUUUCAAAAAAUUUAAGUCAACACUUCCAGAAUGGGAGGAGCAAAUAAUAUUUAAUGAACGUUUUAACUAUUUUCUUCAAGAUUCUGAAGAAAGCCCAAGGGUGAUACUGUUUUUUGAGAUCCUUGAUUUUUUAAGUAUGAAUGAUGUGAAAGCCAACUUUGAUGGUCAAGCUCAGGAAAGUGGCUUUCGAAAAAUCUGUUGGGCAUUUUUGAAGCUUGUAGGUGCAAAUGGAGUAUUGAAUGUUGGGGGAAAACUGCGUCUUCAGCUAUAUUCACCUCCUCCCAGGGCCAAGUCACAGCUAAACGUUGUGGAAGUUUAUGACUGGUGGGCAAAAUGUCCCAGAAACCAUUAUCCUUCAACACUCUAUGUAACCAUAAAAGGCAUUAAACUCCCAGAACAUGUAGAUCCUUCAUUACGUUCUAUGAUGGCUGUUCAGCAAGAAUACAAUUCUCCAUCAUUCUUGGAGUUACAAAGGGAAGUAGCUAAAAAAGCUAAUAAUUCUGGUCCACAGAACAAAAAGGAAGAACCUUUUAAGUGGUCAAAACUCCCUGGACAGGUUUGUCGUAUACCAAACAAGUAUCUGUUUUCUCUACGAGCCGGAGAUAUGGGAUGUUUUUGUAUUCGCUUCUCAGAAGAUGGUCGGACAUUAGCAGCAGGUUGUGCAGGAAGAGAUGGUUAUCCAAUUCUUUUAUAUGAAAUUCCUUCUGGGCAGUACCUCCGGGAAUUUUAUGGGCAUUUGAAUAUUGUCUAUGAUAUUUGCUGGUCAAAGGAUAAUCAACAUUUACUUACUGCAUCAUCAGAUGGCACUGCAAGGAUGUGGAAAUUAGAAAUCCAGAUUACCUCUGCCAUGAAAGUUUUCCCUCAUCCAUCCUUUGUCUAUUCUGCUAAAUACCACCCAACAGCUGAGUAUAUCAUAGUGACAGGAUGUUAUGAUGCAGUGAUAAGAGUUUGGAACGCAAAAGUGAAGGAAAUACAUGGACAGCUUGUACAAGAGUUUGAUGGCCACAGAGGAUUUAUCAAUACAUUAUGUUUUGAUGCAGAAGGAUUUCACAUGUUUUCUGGAGACAGCACAGGACUAAUAAUUGUCUGGAAUACUUAUGUCAAAGAAAGUUCUCAAUCAUCAGUCCAGCAUUGGGGAAUUGAUAAGGAAAUAAAAGAUGAUGAUAUUAAAGAAAUAGCAGUAAAUCAUUUGCAAGUACAUCCAAAUGGAAGACGUUUACUUAUCCAUGCCAAAGACAGUACUAUAAGAAUCAUGGAUCUACGAAUCCUGGCCACAAAGAAAUACAUAGGUGCUACCAACUAUCGAGAGAGAAUUUGCAGUGCCUUAACACCAUGUGGAACAUUCCUUUUUUCUGGAAGUGAAGAUGGGAAAGCAUAUGUCUGGAAUGCAGAAACAGGUGAUCAAGUAGCCGUGUACUCUGACCUUUCUUUCACAACUCCUCUUCGUGAUGUUGCCUUUCAUCCACAUGAACAUAUGGUGUCAUUCUGUGCCUAUGGUCAAAACCAACCAAUACUCGUGUACAUUUAUGAUUAUAGAGUUGCCCAGCAGGACGUUGAACUGGUAAAAGAUUUUAGUGGACUACAUUUAUCCACAUCAUCCAGAGGCCCACAAAUUCUUACUGGUAUUUCUGCACAGAAGGAUACAAUAAAUCAUCCAGCGGAUCAAUUUGCAAGCGUUGCAGGAGUAUCAAUGAGGAUGCAGAAAGUCAAACAAAAACUAGAUUCUGUUACGGUAUGGUUAAAUUUCUUUGUAAUCUUCUAAAAGACUUGUGUCUAAAGUAGAUCUACCUUAACAUUUUAUCAUGUGUCUGUAAAGGAAAUUAGUAUUGAUGAACAAGCUAUAUGCAGUUAUAUAUACAACAGUAUUUGGGAUGAAUUAAUGAGGCCAAAAAAGCUUUGAUGAAGAACCAAGUUUUUAACUUGUGGCCUACAUGAAAUGAAUGUUGGUGCCUCCAAAGAGAGAAUAUUCCACAAUGGUAAUGCCACAGCUGAGAAGGUCUUCUCUCACACCCCAGUACAGUGUCUUUAUAUCUCACUGGUGGGACACAAAGGAGGGACCCCCGCCCCAGUAGACCUCAACCUUCGAGGGGCAUAUAAUGGGAAAGGCACUCCCUCAUCAUUUAUGUCACAAGCAAAUUAGGACUUUUAAGUGCAUCACAAGCAGCAUGAAUUCAGACUGGAAACAUAUUGGAAGUGAAUGCAUUUCUUUUAAAACUAUGGUAUUCAACUCAGCAGUUGAGUGGCUUUAUUUUGCACAGACUGCAACUUCUGACUCUUCUUCAAGGA
Molecule: messenger RNA, 3566 nt
Organism: Anolis sagrei ordinatus
Lineage: Eukaryota; Metazoa; Chordata; Lepidosauria; Squamata; Anolidae
Source: RefSeq, a predicted model, not a curated record